UUUUUCCUCUUUUCCUCCUCGCCGCGAACUCGGCCUCCUUCCCCUUCAAGCUUUCCCCCCAUUCCCGCCCACUCCUCCACCCGCCACCGCCGCCGCAAUGCCUGUCUACACCAUCCGCGGCGUCGAUGUAGACUUCCCCUUCGACGCCUACGAAUGCCAGAUCACCUACAUGGAUCGCGUCCUCGAAUCCCUGCAGCAGGGGAAAAACGCGCUGCUGGAGAGCCCCACGGGGACGGGGAAGACGCUGUGCCUGCUGUGCGCGUCGCUCGCGUGGCGCCGCACCUUCGGCGAGUUCCUGCGGGGCGGGCGCGGUGGCAACGGAGGGAGCCAGCAGCCGCCCUACGGGAGCCAGCCGUCCGGUAGCCAGCAAUUGGGGGAGUCCCUGUCGCAGCAACAGUCGCGGUACCCCGUGAUCAUCUACGCCUCUCGGACGCACAGCCAGCUCAGGCAGGUCAUCAAGGAGCUCAAGGCCACCAGUUACAGGCCAAAAAUGGCGGUGCUGGGCUCCCGUGAGCAGAUGUGCAUCCAUGACGAAGUGAGAACACUCCGUGGAAGAGCACAGAACAAUGCCUGCCACUACCUCUGCAAGAAACGCCGGUGCCGUCAUCAUAACCUUGUCACUGAGUACUUGAGAAACAACACUGAGCUUGGGAGUGAGCCUUUUGACAUUGAAGAUUUGGUUAAUAUUGGGAGACCUAACGGCCCGUGCCCAUAUUACAUCUCCCGGGAACUUUCGAAGUCGGUUGAUAUUUUGUUUGCUCCUUACAACUAUCUUAUUGAAUCGGGAAACCGUCGUUCCUUAAUUGGCGUACCAUGGGACAAUGCGGUACUUAUAUUUGACGAAGCACAUAACUUGGAGAGUAUAUGUGCAGAUGCAGCCUCUUUUGACUUACAUCCGAAUAACCUCACUUCCUGUGUCGCGGAAGCUCAUGAAUGCAUCAAAUUGUGUUCAGCAAAGAGGUCCUUUGAAAAUUCUGCUGAUAAACAGUUCGACCCUGAAAAUUAUGCAAUCCUCAAAGCUCUUUUAAUGGCACUUGAGAAAAAGAUUAGUGAGCUGGUAAUUGAAUCCAAGGAGUUGGGUUACACAAAAGCUGGGAGUUACAUAUACGAAUUCCUCUCUGAACUGAACAUUACGUCUGAAACAUCCAAAAAACUAAUCGAGACAAUUGAUAGUGCUUCUCUACUACUAGAGGAAGGAAAUUCGGCUGAAACUGGACCAGGGGUCAAGGCAAAGGCCACGGUGUCUAGAUUGGAGUCAAUUAGGGACAUGUUAGACAUAAUUUUUAGGGGUGGUGGUCAAAACCAUGCAAAAUAUUAUCGAUUUCACGUGAAUGAAUCUCAACAAACAUCUGGAGAUGCAUUGAAAGUUCUGGGUAAGUCUUCAAGGACCCUUAGUUGGUGGUGUUUUAACCCAGGCCUUGCUAUGGAAGAAUUUCUCAAGUUGGGUGUGCGCUCCAUUAUAUUAACCUCUGGCACUUUAUCUCCUUUGGAGUCACUAGCCAUGGAACUAAACCUUGAAUUUCCAGUUAGACUAGAGAAUCCUCAUGUCAUUUCUCCAGACCAAAUCUGUGUUGGAGUUGUGCCUGUGGGCCCAUCUGGACAUGCACUUAAUUCUUCUUAUCGGACACGUGAGACUAUACAGUAUAAACAAGAACUGGGUAUUGCUAUAGUUAACUUUGCACGCAUUGUGCCAGAUGGACUCCUUGUUUUCUUUCCUUCAUAUUCUAUGAUGGACAAGUGUGUUGAGUUCUGGAAAAAUAGGAACCAUGCAAAUUCAACGGAUGAGAACACAAUUUGGCAGCGGAUUUGUAAGCACAAGCAGCCAGUUAUAGAGCCUAGGCAGUCAUCAAACUUUCCAAGUGCGAUCGAGGAUUAUGCAGCCAAAUUACGUGACUCUUCUACUUCUGGGGCAAUAUUUUUUGCAGUUUGUCGUGGCAAAGUUAGUGAAGGUCUUGAUUUUGCCGACCGUGCUGGGAGGGCAGUAAUAGUUACUGGAAUGCCCUUCGCUACCCCAACUGAUCCUAAGGUUCGUCUCAAGCGUGAGUAUUUGGAUAGGCAGGGCACACCAUCCAAUAAGAACACAAAGAUGUUGACAGGAGAGGAAUGGUAUGUACAACAAGCAGCAAGGGCUGUCAAUCAGGCCGUUGGACGUGUUAUCAGACAUCGCCACGACUAUGGAGCUAUUAUUUAUUGUGACGAAAGGUUUGCUUGGCCAAAUUAUCAAUCCCAGAUAUCGUAUUGGCUCCGACCUCAUAUAAAGUGCUACUCAAAGUAUGGGGAAGUAGUCCAAGGAUUGACCCGAUUUUUUCGAGAUAAAGCUUCUUCAGAUCAUGUGAAGCUAAAACAAAUAGAUUGUAAUGAUAGUAUAAUACCACUUACAAAGAAAUGCAUGCCUCAGGAAACUCUAUCAGAUUUGGCUGCCAGUGCACGAAAUGAGCACCCGGAAAUAACAUUGUCAGUAAAUCCGACCACAAGAAGAAGUAACUUUAUGAAGUUGGCUCAGAUCACUCCUGCCAAUCGUUCUACCCUUUCUACGAAGCACAACUUCACAUCUACGUCACAGCUCUUUUCCUCCGAGGGCCAAUUGUCACAGGAUACACUGGUUGUUGAUUUGACUGCUGAUACAGCAAUACACGGGCAUCUGAAGGAACAUACCUUCAAGUCUUUAGGGCUUAAGAAAGCUAAAAUAACAGACAGAUCCAAAGGUGCUAGUGGCUCUGAUGAUGUCUCUUCAAAAUUGCCACCAAAUGUUGAGUCAAGAGCUUUGGCCAGACACCAAGGUGAACAAUCUGCACCUCAAUCAAAGAAAAGUACCACAGAACAAGCAUGCCAAAAGAAUGAGGCUGUCCGGGAAAAAUCUGUAGGCCAGGAAUCUAACUCAGGGCCAGCCUUCUUGAAGAUGGCCCGAGAAAAGCUCAGUAGCACGGAGUACGGAGAGUUUGUUGAAUUUAUGAAGGCCUUAAAAUUGAAAACUAUGCAUAUCAAAGACUCACUUGAAGCAAUAGCAAAGCUUUUUUCCUCUCCAGAGAGACGUCCACUUCUUGAAGGGUUCAGGGUUUUUGUUCCUAAGAAUCAUCUUCCAUUAUAUGAGCAGCUUGUUCGAAGACAUACUGUUUCUAAUACAUGAUGACAAGAUCAGCCGCUCAUGUUUAAAGGCAGUUGCGGGCUUCCUAUUUAUUUAUCAAUAUGAUCCACCUUCAGAGUGGCUGGUUUUACUUAUUGAAUAUAGACAAUAAAUUUUAGAACCAGUGCUGUAUUUGGUUCUGAUGUUACUUUAUUUGUGGCUGUACUGCAAUUUAUUCUCUUUAUAAUUGGAAUUAUGCCUUCUGGGUAGCAGAAGCACGCUGUUUGAUGUGUCAAUCAAGAAACAACAGGAUGAUAUUUCUUUUGACACUUUCUUGUUAAACGCGGAAUAUCAUG
Phragmites australis (common reed) is the source of this 3420-nucleotide messenger RNA. RefSeq names its product regulator of telomere elongation helicase 1 homolog. Gene Ontology annotation, cellular component: nucleus. The record is from RefSeq and is a predicted model, not a curated record. The transcript has 24 exons. Gene Ontology annotation, molecular function: DNA helicase activity; DNA polymerase binding; DNA binding. Gene Ontology annotation, biological process: regulation of double-strand break repair via homologous recombination; telomeric loop disassembly; negative regulation of DNA recombination. Lineage: Eukaryota; Viridiplantae; Streptophyta; Magnoliopsida; Poales; Poaceae. Bases 98 to 3127 code for a protein of 1009 amino acids.